AUGUACAUUGUCAACAGUUCCAGCAGUUCCUCUACCAUGAGUCCGAUGGGCCCCGAGAGGCUACUCCCGUCCAGUGUGCAAUCUCUGCCUGGCCUGACCUCUGAUGAGGGAAUCUGCUUUUUCUUCCAGGGUCCCUUUUCCUUUGAGGAGGUGUCCGUCCCUUUCACAGAGGCAGAGUGGGCCCUGCUGGAUCCGGACCAAAGAGCUCUGCACAGGGAAGUCAUGCUGGAGAACUAUGGGAACGUGGCCUCUCUGGCAAAGGAUGAUCAGAUGAAUGAGGAGGGUGAGGAACUACAGCUGCGUUUGCCAGAUGAAGUUAUUAAUAAAGACUCGAAAGGAAAUGUAAGGAAUCGAGGCAGACCCAAGAGAAAGAAGGACAGCCAUUUUGUUGAGAAGAGAAAUGGAAGAAAGCGUAAUGAACAUUUUCCCAAGCACAAUACAAUGGAGAUGAGUCAGUCCAUUAAGUAUGGAAAGGACAUCAGAUAUAGAUCACAGCUUCUAGUGAACCAAAGAAUAGAAAAACGAGAUAAAUCUUUUGAAAGCUCAGAGUGUGGAAAGACAUUCCGUCAGAAUGGCAAGCUUCAGCAGUGUCAAAGAACUCACAAAGAGGAUAAACUGUUUGAAUGCACAGUAGGUGGAAAGAAAUUCGGGUUCAAUGGCAAUCUUCCGCAGCAUCAAAGAAGCCACACAGGAGAGAAACCUUUUGCAUGCUUAACGUGUGGAAAGAUAUUCAGUCAGAGUGGCCAUCUUCAAAACCACCAAAGAACUCAUACAGGGGAGAAACCUUUUGCAUGCACAGAGUGUGGAAAGAGAUUCAGUUGGAGUGGCCAUCUUCAAAAGCAUCAGAGAACCCACACAGGAGAGAAACCUUUUGAAUGCUCAGAAUGUGGAAAGAGAUUCAGUCAGAGUGGCCAUCUUCAAAAGCAUCAGAGAACCCACACAGGAGAGAAACCUUUUGAAUGCUCAGAAUGUGGAAAGAGAUUCAGUUACAGUAGCACUCUUCAAAAGCAUCAGAGAACCCGCACAGGAGAGAAACCUUUUGAAUGCUUAGAAUGUGGAAAGAGAUUCAGUUGGAGUGGCCAUCUUCAACAGCAUCAGAGAACCCACACAGGAGAGAAACCUUUUGAAUGCUCAGAAUGUGGAAAGAGAUUCAGUCACAGCAGCAAUCUUCAAAAGCAUCAGAGGACCCACACAGGGGAGAAACCUUUUGCAUGCACAGAGUGUGGAAAGAGAUUCAGUUGGAGUGGCCGUCUUCAACUGCAUCAGAGAACCCACACAGGAGAGACACCUUUUGAAUGCUCAGAAUGUGGAAAGAGAUUCAGUCACAGCAGCAAUCUUCAAAAGCAUCAGAGGACCCACACAGGGGAGAAACCUUUUGCAUGCUCAACGUGUGGAAAGAGAUUCAGUCAGAGUGGCCAUCUUCAAAAGCAUCAGAGAACCCACACAGGAGAGAAACCUUUUGAAUGUACAGAAUGUGGAAAGAGAUUCAGUUGGAGUGGCCAUCUUCAACAGCAUCAGAAAACCCACACAGGAGAGACACCUUUUGAAUGCUCAGAAUGUGGAAAGAGAUUCAGUUACAGUAGCACUCUUCAAAGGCAUCAGAGAACCCACACAGGGGAGAAACCUUUUGCAUGCUCAGAAUGUGGAAAGAGAUUCAGUUACAGUAGCACUCUUCAAAAGCAUCAGAGAACCCACACAGGAGAGAAACCUUUUGAAUGCUCAGAAUGUGGAAAGAGAUUCAGUUGGAGUGGCCAUCUUCAACAGCAUCACAGAACCCACACAGGAGAGACACCUUUUGAAUGCUCAGAAUGUGGAAAGAGAUUCAGUCACAGCAGCUAUCUUCAAAAGCAUCAGAGGACCCACACAGGGGAGAAACCUUUUACAUGCACAGAGUGUGGAAAGAGAUUCAGUUGGAGUGGCCAUCUUCAACAGCAUCAGAGAACCCACACAGGAGAGACACCUUUUGAAUGCUCAGAAUGUGGAAAGAGAAUCAGUCACAGCAGCAAUCUUCAAAAGCAUCAGCGGACCCACACAGGGGAGAAACCUUUUGCAUGCACAGAGUGUGGAAAGAGAUUCAGUCACAGCGGCACUCUUCAAAAGCAUCAGAGAACCCACACAGGGGAGAAACCUUUUGAAUGCUCAGAAUGUGGAAAGAGAUUCAGUUACAGUAGCACUCUUCAAAAGCAUCAGAGAACCCACACAGGAGAGAAACCUUUUGAAUGCUCAGAAUGUGGAAAGAGAUUCAGUCGCUGUGAUACUCUUCAAAGGCAUCAGAGAACCCACACAGGGGAGAAACCUUUUGAGUCCUUAGAGUGUGCAAAGGGAUGA
Messenger RNA from Heteronotia binoei (common prickly gecko), 2328 nucleotides. RefSeq names its product oocyte zinc finger protein XlCOF6-like. The record is from RefSeq and is a predicted model, not a curated record. The transcript is spliced from 3 exons. Lineage: Eukaryota; Metazoa; Chordata; Lepidosauria; Squamata; Gekkonidae. Gene Ontology annotation, biological process: regulation of DNA-templated transcription. The coding region runs from base 1 to 2328 and encodes 775 amino acids.